AUUAAGCAAUGUUGAAAAGAUCCAGCUGUAUAGCGUCACAAUUCGCGAGAUCAUGCUACACGGCGACACGGCCGGCUCUCAACAUCGGCAAGGACACUAAAGUAAUAUGUCAGGGAAUGACUGGCAAACAGGGAACUUUCCACACCAAACAGGCCAUUGAAUACGGGACGAAUGUUGUUGGAGGAGUGUCGCCGGGAAAAGGAGGACAGAUGCACUUAGACUUACCCGUGUUCAAUUCGCCUAAGGAAGCGAAAUUAGCGACAGAUUGCGACGCGACUGUCAUUUACGUUCCAGCACCACUGUGUGCUCAGGCGAUCACAGACGCGAUUGACGCCGAGAUCCCUUUGAUAGUUUGCAUCACUGAAGGUAUCCCACAGCAUGACAUGGUUAGAGUGCGACACAAACUAGUGCGACAGAAUAAGUCGAGGCUGAUUGGGCCAAAUUGUCCAGGAGUAAUCAAAGCAGGCGAGUGUAAAAUUGGAAUCAUGCCUGGUCAUAUUCACAAAGCUGGCAGAAUAGGAAUCGUUUCUAGAUCUGGAACCCUAACUUAUGAAGCAGUUGCUCAGACUACGGUAACUGGUCUAGGUCAGACACUUUGUGUUGGAAUUGGGGGUGAUCCGUUCAAUGGAACUGAUUUUAUUGACUGUCUCGACAUUUUCCUGAAAGACCCUAAAACUGAAGGAAUUGUGUUGAUUGGAGAAAUUGGAGGAUCGGCGGAAGAAAUGGCUGCUGAUUUCUUGAAAGAGCAUAAUAGUGGCGAACACGCGAAACCAGUUGUAAGUUUUAUUGCUGGGGUGACUGCACCUCCAGGCCGUAGAAUGGGUCAUGCUGGGGCUAUUAUUUCUGGCGGCAAGGGGACGGCUACGGAGAAAAUUGCCCGAUUGAGAGAUGCUGGAGUUACCGUGACGACUAGUCCAGCCAAAAUGGGUUCUUCAUUGUUGUUGGAGUUCCAGAAACGAGGAUUGGCUUCUUAAAACUGGCAAUUGAUGGCCAUUGAUUUAUUUACUUACGAAAUAGUGUUUUCAUGCGAAGAUGAAUUACAAUAGAAAUUUUAACCAUGUAA
Symsagittifera roscoffensis is the source of this 1063-nucleotide messenger RNA. Its product is annotated as succinate--CoA ligase [ADP/GDP-forming] subunit alpha, mitochondrial-like. NCBI's taxonomy places the organism in Eukaryota, Metazoa, Xenacoelomorpha, Acoela, Convolutidae. The record is from RefSeq and is a predicted model, not a curated record. Gene Ontology annotation, cellular component: mitochondrion; succinate-CoA ligase complex (ADP-forming). Gene Ontology annotation, molecular function: succinate-CoA ligase (ADP-forming) activity; succinate-CoA ligase (GDP-forming) activity. Gene Ontology annotation, biological process: tricarboxylic acid cycle. The transcript has a single exon. Bases 9 to 974 code for a protein of 321 amino acids.